UCUCAGUCCCACUAAGGUGAGGUUGUGAUCCAGACAUAAAAGCAGCACUCCAGGUUAUGAAGACCAUUCAGUGCUGGAAUGGCUUCUGAUGGGGGUAUAGGUGUCACAGCAAUCACAAUAGUACCUACUGCUUUCAGUGACAGAUAGAUUUAGGGUGCUCCUCAGCACCUCUCUUCAGCCCACAUGGAUUGUGUUCUCAAGUCUUCUCUACAGAAACCUCUCUCACAUUUCUGAAACAGAGUGAUAAAUGCCUUCAAAUGCUUUUGGAAACCUCCAUGGGGAUGCUGGGAACUAAAACUCUUCUCCCACACUCUCUGUGAAACUUCUGAAGGUCUUUGAAAUCUUCCAUAAGUUACUGCUUUUUAAAGCACUGCCAGAAAUUGAGAGGUAAGCACCAGAAAGGCAGUGUGAGUAUGAAUAUGGGGCAAAGCUGGCUGAAACGGGUUAGCAUGUGGGAAUGUACCUGACCUUGUAACAGGACUGGUGCUCUAUCAAUGGGUCAAGAAUUCCCUGAUUAUACUGAUGCCAGUUGUGUACAAUUUUGUUGUGAAGGUUACGUUUUGACUUUCAUGUGAAAAAUGCACUGCGUCUUCCUUAGCAUUUUUGCAUUUAUGCUUUGAGUGGUUCUUAAGAACUUGCAAAUCAGUUGAGAAAUUUAACCCAAAAGCUAGUCUGCUGGGAACUUCAGCACCUUGUGCCAAGCACUCCCAGCUCAUCCACUGAGAGGCAAAUCACAACUACACCUGGAACAAAGUAAUUUGUUUGAUUUAAUAUGAAAAUUAAUGGUUGCCUUGUAUUGUUGUUCUUUGGAACCAAAACAUCUCCUUAGUAGGGCUUGCUAUAAGAAGUUUUCUAUCAGAGAAGCACAAAUAAUUGCCUUCUUUCAAUGUGUUUGCCAUCUCCUAUUGAGUUGAGCUACUAGUGAUCAGUAUCUUUCAACAAAACAGACUGUAAGCUAUCCUAAACAAGCAUCUCAGCUUUCUGGGUUCAUUCCCUUAGUUUUCUGGUUUGAGCAUAUGAAGUGUCACUGAGAUUUUUUUAGCCAGAGCCACUCCUGGGCAAGGCAAAGUAGUGAAGCAAGUUACCCAUCAUGUAAGCAGGAGAACACCAGCUCCGAGCACGAACACCUUCUUGAAGGGCAGCUAGUCCUCAGUCCUCCUGGGACAGAAGGUGGUGACAGAGCAUGCAAAGGACAGCCCCUGGUUUUAUUGUCACUGUGGAGAGCAGAUGAUGCACCAGGCACUCGGGGAGAUACUAUUUUUAUGCAAGUUUCCUGUUAUAGCAGGCAAUAGGACUUAAUGAUUUAGAAGAGCCAUGUACCACUAUGUCCGAUUUGUGACACUGUCAUAAUCCCUAAGUGGCUUCCCCCACCACCACCUAGAGCUGUGCUAUAGCUCUAUUGGCAGAUAGCUUGGUAGCAGAGAAAGCCACCUGGCUACGUGCCAGGAUUUCACAGGGGUUUGGGUUUUUUUUUUUGGCUGGAGUGGCAUAUAAAGAAUAUGCAGCGAGCAGCCUGAUGCUGAACAUUUCCACUAGUGAGACUGUUCUAGACACAGGGACUGGACUCACAUCAACAGGUACAAGAGGGUAGUGUUGAAAGGAAGGCAAGCAGAGAGGUUACUUAGAUGCUUUCUGAGAGGUGACUUCAGAGGUUCUGCACAGUGCAGGUGAGCAGCCCCACGCCUGUUGUGUUUUUGGCAAGCCUCGGUGGUGAAAGCAAUGGAACGGCACCAGUCUGACUCUUUGUCCUUGUGGCUGCCAGGGGAGCAAGUCUUUGCAGGGCUGGAGGAACAAGCCCGCCAAGCCAUGAUGAAAAACAACUUUCCUGGAGCUCUUGAGGACCAAAGGCCAGCCAUUCAUCCACUGCAAGACCCUGACUCCAGCAGCAGUGGCAGCGAUGAUGAGGAAACCACCCAGGAUGAAGUUUCUUCCCAUACAUCGGAGGAGGAUGGCUCAAUGGUGAAAGUGAAGAAAGAAUUACAGAAUGCAGAACAACCUGUGGCUGGAACCCCACUGACAAGAGAAAAUGAGGUGUCUGAGAGUUUGAAUGCUGACCCUAUGCUGGGACUGUCGCAGUGCCCCCUCUGCCAGCUGGAGUGUGGAAGCAGAGAGCAGCUCAUUGCUCAUGUAUACCAGCACACUGCAGCUGUGGUGAGCGCCAAGAGCUACAUGUGUCCUGUAUGCGGCAGAGCCCUCAGCUCACCAGGAUCCCUUGGGCGACAUCUCCUGAUCCACUCAGAGGACCAGCUGUCAAAUUGUGCAGUGUGUGGAGCACGCUUCACCAGCCAUGCCACAUUCAACAGUGAGAAGCUGCCAGAGGUGCUCAGUGCAGAUCGCCUGCCGGCACCACAGAGCGAGGGCCCCUCCAGUGUUGAGGGGAAGGACGUUGCCUUUCACACCCCUGUGUAUCCUGCAGGCAUCCUCCUAGUGUGCAAUAACUGUGCUGCUUAUCGUAAGCUGCUGGAGGCACAGACGCCUGGCAUGCGAAAGUGGGCACUUCGUCGGCAGAAUGAGCCCUUGGAAGUGCGGCUGCAGCGUCUGGAGCGGGAGCGCACGGCCAAGAAGAGCCGGCGGGACAAUGAGACACCUGAAGAACGGGAAGUGAGGCGUAUGCGGGAUCGAGAAGCUAAGCGCCUGCAGCGCAUGCAAGAGACAGAUGAACAGCGGGCGCGGCGGCUGCAGAGAGACCGGGAAGCCAUGCGACUGAAACGCGCAAAUGAGACCCCAGAGAAACGACAGGCUCGGCUCAUCCGGGAGCGCGAGGCCAAGAGGCUCAAGCGGCGCCUGGAGAAAAUGGACAUGAUGCUCCGGGCACAGUUUGGCCAGGACCCCUCUGCCAUGGCCGCUUUGGCAGCUGAAAUGAACUUUUUCCAGCUGCCAGUGAGCAAUGUGGAGCUGGAGAGCCAGCUGCUGGGCAAAAUGACCUUUGAGGAGCAGAGCAACAGUGCACUGCAUUAAGCUACAGCCAAGGACAGUGCCACCUCCACUGCGCCUGCCACAGGUGCACUAGCAGGCUUCUACUCUCAGGAGGCUGCUGUAGGUCCCUGGCUGACUCUCCUUGUCAGAUGGUUCUGGUUUUCUCCUGAACAUAGGAGGAGAACAGAGCUGAGAGAUGUCUGCCAAAGUAGCCCUGGUGGGAGCAGAUUCUGAGGAUACAGUCUGCUCUGGGGGCCAAGUCACAGCCUGUGAACAGAGGGAAAAUAAAUUAAUGUUCACGUUUAUUUGGUCCCCUCCUUUACCUUUUGUGCUUUGUCCUGUUACUGGACCCUUGCCCCAUAGAUGGGUUUGGGCUGCUGCA
Gavia stellata (red-throated loon) is the source of this 3298-nucleotide messenger RNA. RefSeq names its product zinc finger protein 821 (gene ZNF821). Gene Ontology annotation, molecular function: RNA polymerase II cis-regulatory region sequence-specific DNA binding; DNA-binding transcription factor activity, RNA polymerase II-specific. The record is from RefSeq and is a predicted model, not a curated record. Gene Ontology annotation, biological process: regulation of transcription by RNA polymerase II. The transcript has 5 exons. Bases 1720 to 2958 code for a protein of 412 amino acids. Gene Ontology annotation, cellular component: nucleus. Lineage: Eukaryota; Metazoa; Chordata; Aves; Gaviiformes; Gaviidae.